UAAACUCAGGAAAAUCAGUAUCUCAGUUUACAAAUCUUCCUUGUGAAAUUCCAUGAACAGCGGUUUUUGAAGUUUCCUUUACACGUGUUGUGUGGCUGUUUUUAAUGAAAGAGGAGUGACAGCCUGAAUGUGAAACAAUAUUUGCGAAACGAUAUUAACUGUAAUUAUAUAGGAUCAUGCCACAAUAAUAUUAGAAUCGUCAAGGAAACAAAUGACUCAAUUUGAAACAUGGAAUAAUUUUCACACAAAUGUACUUUUGUCUGUACUUUAGCAAAGGUUAAUUCGUAGAAUAUUCUCAGUAAUAUAAAAGAUCCUGUAAAGGUCCGUAUAUUCAAGGUCUUAAAACUGGCCUCAACGACGCUCAUCCAUAUCGUCAUCUCUCUUUUUUAAUGUUUUAGUGGAGCUUAGACCUCCAUUUUUAUCGCGUACUUGAAAAACACUCAUGGCACGGAAUGGGUUAAGGGGUCGAGAGCGGGCUUGUAUUUCGUGCGAAAAUCCCAGCCCAGGACCCAUCAAGCUCUUGUAUUAUCGUUGGAGACUUCAUGGACCAUUUUUUCCACUUUUGGAGCGCCUAAAGAAUGAAGAUAACGCGAAAUUGUUCAGUAAUGGUCGCGUCCCUGUCUGCACAUCAUGUGCAAAUUAUUUACAGCGACAAUGGAAUGACUACGAACGGAAAAACAUAAGCCUUCCAAUCGAGAAACGGACUUACAGACUAUUGACAGAUGAAAGAUGGGAGAAAAUCAACAGGAAGAAAGAAUUGGAGGAGGCUGAACAAAGAGCAAAUCAAAGAUCUCAAGAAAUAUCGAGCUAUGAUGAAAAUGACGAGCUUCCGGAAAUUAUUCCUAGCCCGGUUGAGAGCCGCAAACCACCUUUUUCAAGAAAGAGCAAAAUUCCUCGACUGGCAAAACCUCAUCGCGAAUCGCCGUGUGAGAAAUCUUCACUUGAAAUCGUGGAAUUGAGAAGUCAUAGUGGGCAAGAAUUAGAUCAACGUGUUCGCACAGCGGCUAGUAAAAUGGCGGAUGAACAACGAAGUAAGCUCAUACGAAAACUAGCCGAGAUAAAAUUUCAAGAAGAGCUGGAUUAUGUUCAAAGAAAAGUACAGAAAACGAUGGGUAUGGUACAUCUGAAAGGCCGCGAGGAGCGAAUCCGCGAAAUUGAGUUAGAAUUAGAAGGUAAGAUAAGCAGUAAUGGUGAAUCCAGAGAUGGCCGCAUGUCGAACGAAAAGAUGUCAGAAAAAGCUGCAAUUACACCGCUUGAAGCUAAAGAACAAGAGAAUAUCUCUGAACUGAGACAACACAUUGAGAAAGAGAUGGCAGUUCAGCGGAUAGAAAUGGAUAAACUAAGAAAAAACAUCAAACACGAGAUUGCUCAAGCAAUGGACGAGAGUUACAGACGGAAUGAAGAACUCUGGCAACUGAUCGGAGAAAUGAAUCAACAAAAACGUAGCGGUUCGUACCAUCAGCGAAGAAAUCGACCAUUCAGUGAUGGUGAUUCGUUUAAUAAGUUACCAAAGCCGAAUAAACAAAUGGCAAGAGACGCCAGAGACGCUAGAGAUGAGAGGAUCUCAGGUGAUUAUGAAGAUGCUGAAAGUGAUCCGUACGACAAUGGUCAUCGUUGACUUGAAUGCCUUGCGGCAGUUAUGCAAAAAUAAUUGAUGUAUGUAUUCUAUUUUGCUGUCCUAUACACCGUAUACUAAAAAAAUUGCAAUGAUCACUUGAAUAUUUAUCGGACACCAACUUAAUAUCAUCAUAAUAAUCGAGGAGAUAUAGUCUUUAUAGAUGACCGAACACACCAUGUAUGUUAAAAAAACUGUAUAAAUGUAAAUAUAUUAUUUCAUAUCCUGUGCCUUUUAUUUGAAACAUUUCAA
This is a messenger RNA of Dendronephthya gigantea, 1867 nucleotides long. RefSeq lists its product as uncharacterized. The coding region runs from base 443 to 1618 and encodes 391 amino acids. The transcript has 2 exons. NCBI's taxonomy places the organism in Eukaryota, Metazoa, Cnidaria, Anthozoa, Malacalcyonacea, Nephtheidae. The record is from RefSeq and is a predicted model, not a curated record.